Molecule: messenger RNA, 561 nt
Organism: Acanthamoeba castellanii str. Neff
Lineage: Eukaryota; Discosea; Longamoebia; Acanthamoebidae
Exons: 4
Source: RefSeq, a predicted model, not a curated record
CAAUCACUCCAAACGCUCUCGCUGGCGGGCACCAAGGCGAUCACCAACGAAGCGCUGCUGCAGCUCUUUCAGAAGGACGGCGAGAAUCAAGCUGACACCUGGCCCAGUCUCACUGACCUCGACCUGUCCUCGCUCCCCGCCGUGAACAAGGAGGUUCUGGCGGCAGUCGCGACUGCAUGCCCCGCGCUUACGACGCUCAAGUUCCAGUACGCGGAUGUGGGCGACGAGGUGGUGGAGGUCCUCCCCUCGCAGCUCACCACGCUUUUCUUGGGCGGCCGGUAUACCAAGGACCCUCUCUACGGGGCCUUUACCCAACGUCUCACCAGCCUUGUCAACGUCUCCUUCGCUAACGUGGAAAUACUUUCCUUUGCCGAUGUCUACUCCCUGGCCGCAGCGCUGCCCAAUCUAAGGUGGUGCCAGUACCCCAGGGGCGAUGUGAACCACUGGUCGGGCAACUCGAGCGUCACAGUAAAGUUCAACGAAAGGGGAGCGACCACGUUCCAAUUCGACGGGGCACGAUUUCAAUUCCUCGCUGUGUUCUCCAGGCAGACCAUCAACUAA